AUGCGGCGAUCGCUUCAGUCUCAAGAUGGAUCCACGGCACUUGUCGUACUUUGGGUAGUUGACAUACUAAUCCAACGAACAAGUGGUCAAGAAGUCCACGCAAAUGCAUGUGAUCGACCAGCACCAAUGCUUGCAACGUUGCGACGCAGUGACGACAUUUUGUCGAAUGCCGAAGUGGUUUAUGAGAAUUGUACAGUAGUUCGAAUAACUUCGAUAUCAAGCAAUGGAACUACAAUGAUCGAUGCUAGUUAUUUGGGUAUUGCAGCAAUCUCGAGUUUUCCAGCUGUCUCGACGAUUGUAUUAUCAGGAAAUCAAGUCACGACAAUAUAUGAAGACAAGGAGGCUACAGUUAAGAAUUUAGAUUUGUCAGCUAAUGGACUUAGCGCAUUGGAUGCGUUAUCUAUUCCACCUAGUGUCACGAGGCUGGUAUUAGACAAUAAUUCCAUUCAAUCACUUGAUCGUGGUGAAAUUCCAGAUUCUGUCACGACUUUAUCUAUAAAAAACAACGGCAUUUUUUUUCCUACGGCAUUAACAUUAAGUGAUUCUCUUAAUGGACUUGAUACAAGUGAAAAUCCCAUUCACGACUUGUCCAAAUGGCGUAUGCCAUCAAAAUUACAAGCUUUUUCAUGUGUUGAUUGUGGUGUGGAGAAACUUUCAGGCGUAUCGUUACCAUCUUCAGGUUCUUUAACAUAUUUGAAUCUUGAAGGGAGUACAGUUGAUUCGUAUGAAAUUGCAGAAUCUAGCAUGCCACUUGUCUAUGGACUUGGGUGGUUUAAACUCACCGUUGCUGAUUCAAAUUGUCGUGAUGGAAAUGCUUCAAUGCAUUCAAUCAAAUCGGUGAAUGUUUGUGUCUUGCCUGACACACUAUACAAUACCAAGUACAUGAUCACAGGUGACGCUAAUGGUUUGCCAUCAAAAGAAGCUUUACCGCCAUCUCAUGAGUUAGCGGCAUCUUCGAAUUGGAUGCUUGUAGCAAUGAUUGCGGGUGCUGCUCUAUUGCUAGUAGUUAUUGGUGGGGCAGUGGGGUAUCUCGUCUUUCGACAUCGUCGACUCAAUAGCCGAUUUAAGAACUAUGCAUCAGAAAGUCGGUCGGACUUUCGAUCCGUUCCAGAAGCGCGCACAACGACACUUCCGAGUUCAAAUCGUACAUUCUUUGAGUGGACGUUAACUACUGGAAACGUGGCAGCUGAGGAACAACAUGAAUAUGACGAUACACUUGUUGGUAAUAAACGUAGAGGCAUGAGCAACACAUUGGCUUCGUCUACUCAGUCAGUAGAACCACUUUCGUUGGCACAUGUUGACAACGACAUUCGCAAUGAUCAAGACAUGCGUCACUUUCGAUUGUUACAUGAAGAAGUGAUUCGUGGCAAAUUGAUUGCCAAAGGUGGUUAUGGUGCAGUGUACGAGGCUACAUUUCGUGAUACGAUUGUCGUGAUCAAACAAUUGCUACCAGAACGUGUUCGUGAUCCCAAAAUGCUCAAUAAUUUUAUGGAUGAAAUUCGAACAUGUGCAUCUUUAGAUCAUCCAAAGAUUGUGACAUUUCUUGGCUUUACUUUUAGCACACUCGUGGAUUUAUCUGCUGUGUUUGAAUAUAUGCCGAAUGGAGAUCUUGCUACACUUCUUCAUAAGCAAUUAAAACGGGAGUCGCGUGAUCCACUGGCUCGUGACGCAUUCGGUUGGUUUCGUUCAAAAAUGUCUGAACGAGGUGGUUUUCAAUGUAAAUCAUUGCUUGCAUUGGAUGUAGCCGAAGCUUUAGUUUAUUUGCACUCAUUUGAAAGCCCAAUGAUUCAUCGUGAUCUUAAGUCAAAUAAUGUGCUUUUAAGUGAAAAAUGGGAAGCCAAAUUGACGGAUUUUGGUGUCAGUCGAGAACUUGUCGAAGAUCAGACCAUGACAGCUGAAAUUGGUACAAUCUCAUGGAUUGCUCCUGAAGUUUUACGUGGAGAACGAUAUUCUGAGAAAGCUGACGUCUAUUCAUUUGGUGUUAUCAUGACGGAGCUCGACACUUGUCGACGACCGUAUUCAGAAGGUGUUUUGAAUGAUGAUAAUCGAGGUGGCAAUGUGAAACACACAAAUGCUCGUAUUGCAGUGUUGGUAAGUGCAGGGAAAUUGCGUCCAACAUUGAGUUCCGAUUGUCCAAAUAGUGUACGAGAUGUUGUGGCCAAGUGUUUAGAUGCUGAUCCAAUCAAUCGACCAUCAGCCUUGCAAUUGCAUUUUGAAUUGCGAAAUUUGGAGCUUGCAUUGGAUGAUUUAUCAACAUCUGGUCAUGUAACACGUAAGUCGAUGGCAAUACGUCGAAGUAGUCAAGACCGACCAUCAUAUCGACAGAAACGUUCAAGACAAUCGAAGCCACACAUGGUACUUGUUGAAGACAAUGAUAUUGCUUUAUUAUCGAAUGAACGGCGGGACCAUGUGCAGUAUUAUGUGUAA
This is a messenger RNA of Plasmopara halstedii, 2427 nucleotides long. Its product is annotated as tkl protein kinase. Gene Ontology annotation, molecular function: ATP binding; protein kinase activity. Bases 1 to 2427 code for a protein of 808 amino acids. Gene Ontology annotation, biological process: protein phosphorylation. Lineage: Eukaryota; Oomycota; Peronosporomycetes; Peronosporales; Peronosporaceae. The record is from RefSeq and is a predicted model, not a curated record. The transcript is spliced from 3 exons.